CCGCUAAGAGUACGACGUGGCAGCGCUAGCCAUCCUUUACAUCAAGCAUUUCUUGAAAGUGGGAAACAGCAUCCUAUUGGAACCACAGAGGAUGUGAAUGGAUUCAAACAAGAAGGCUUAGGGAACUUUGAUUUGACGAUACACAAUGGAGUGAGGUGUAGCGCAUCGAGAGCCUACAUACAUCCAGUACUUUCUCGCCCAAAUUUCCACACCUCCACUGGAAUCACCUGUACACGUAUCUUAUUCGACGGCAGACGCGCUAUAGGCGUUGAAUUUAUUAGGAAGAUGAAUUUCUAUGGCACGGAAAAUAUCGACUCGUAUAGCCGUGAGAAAAUUUACUGCGAGGGCGAUGUCAUAUUAUGCGGAGGUGCAAUUAACUCACCGCAGUUGCUGAUGCUGAGUGGUAUCGGUCCAGCGGAUCACCUUAGAGCGCACGAAAUUCCUGUCACGGAUCACCUAGAGAUAUAUGUACAACAGAAGUGUACCAAACCAAUAACCUUAUAUAACAAAAGCUCUUGGAAAUUUCCUCAUCAUAUGAUUAAAACUGGCGUGGAGUGGUUUGCACUGCGUAAAGGCCUUGGAGCUUCGAGUCAUCUUGAAACAGGUGGAUUCGCGAGGUCUAGUGAUGAAGUUGAACAUCCUGACAUACAGUUUCAUUUUUUGCCAUCCACCGUUCAUAAUGAUGGCAGGACAGUAGGGACAUGUCAUGCUUAUCAGGUGCAUGUUGGAAAUAUGAGAACAAAAUCGAAAGGUUGCAUCAAGUUAUCAUCAAAAGAUCCUCGAAGGCAUCCUAUUAUAGAUCCGAAGUACAUGGAUCAUGACGACGACUGGAAGGAAUUCAGGAAAUGUGUCCGACUUUCACGGGAGAUUUUUGCUCAGAAAGCUUUUGAGCCAUUCAGAGGUGAAGAAUUAGCACCUGGAAAAGACUGCCAGAAAUGUGUCCGACUUUCACGAGAGAUUUUUGCUCAGAAAGCUUUUGAGCCAUUUAGAGGUGAAGAAUUAGCACCUGGAAAAGACUGCCAGUCCGAUGCAGAUAUCGAUGAAUUUGUGAAGCACAAGUCUGCUUCGGCCUAUCACCCCUCAGGAACAUGUAAAAUGGGCUCUGAAAACGACAGAAUGGCCGUGGUGAAUCCAGAAACGUUGACUGUUUAUGGAACUGAAAAUCUGAAGGUAGUUGAUGCUAGCAUCAUGCCAUCAAUAGUCAGCGGGAAUUUGAAUGCGCCUGUGAUUAUGAUGGCGGAAAGAGCCGCUGAUCUUAUGCAGGGAAAACAAUUACCACCUGAAAAAGUGCCUGUUUGGACUCAUAAGUCGAAAUAA
Molecule: messenger RNA, 1317 nt
Organism: Strongylus vulgaris
Lineage: Eukaryota; Metazoa; Nematoda; Chromadorea; Rhabditida; Strongylidae
Source: the annotation of a GenBank genome assembly